UUUCCUCUUCACCUUCAGAGAUCUGAUCAUGGCAGACACAGACACUGUUCAUCCUGAGAGACUUCCUUCUUUCUUCUCCCUUUCUAAGGGAAGGAAGCUCAUGAAUUAUGGCCGGCCAUGCUCUUGAUAUGCUCUUCUGAAUAAAGGCCUUGUAGCCGUUUGUGAAAAAGCCUCACAGAAAAGAGAAAAAAAAUAAGAGGGAGUGAUGGAGACGACGAUGUCUAUUUCUUGGUUUUUAUCCAUAAUGCAAAGCAGGCUUCCUUCUGCUGCGUUGCUUGCGACAAACCUUUCUUUUACUGCCGAUCUGCAAUCGUUGACAUGGGUUUUCUCCGCAGAGACCAUAACACAAUUGCGCUUCGCGAUCGGCAUGAUCGGCAAUGCCGCUUCUUUACUUCUCUAUGCGGCUCCUAUAUUAACUUUUAGGAGGGUUAUUCAAAAGAGAACUACAGGAGAGUUCUCUUGCAUCCCCUAUAUUACUGCUUUAUUGAACUGUUUGAUUUAUGUGUGGUAUGGGUUGCCUUUGGUGAGCAAUGGCUGGGAAAAUCUUCCCUUAGUCACCAUCAACUGUGUGGGGAUCCUGCUGGAAUUAUCUUUCAUCUUCAUCUAUCUCUGGUUUGCUUCAACAAAAUCAAGGAAACUGGUUUCAUUGAUACUACUACCUGCAGUCAUUGCGUUUUGCGUCAGUGUGGUAGUCUUGUCAAUUACAUUACAGGAUCGACAUCUUCGAAAAGCCAUGGUUGGAAGUAUUGGAUUAGUUGUCUGUAUUGGAAUGUACACUUCUCCUCUUGUUGUGGUGAAGCAAGUGAUAGAGACGAAGAGUGUGGAAUUCAUGCCUUUCUACUUAUCUCUCUUCUCAUUCCUCACCAGUUUACUUUGGAUGAUUUAUGGGAUACUGAGUUGGGAUAUUCUUCUCACGGCUCCAAAUCUGCUGGCUUGCCCUGUAGGUCUCCUUCAGCUUGUGCUAUACUUCAUGUAUAGGAAAAAUCAGCAGGGAGUACCUGAAGGACCAUACAAGUUGGAUUUAGAACACGGUGGAGCAGAUUUAGAAGCUCAGCAGCCAUUGCUCAUUGAUUGUAGGAAUGAAAAGAAAUGAAAAUUUGUAGAUGAGGGUCUUGGGGUCUGUUCAUGGAGGAUUGGUUGCUUUUGUUAUUCAUUCUAUGGAAUAAAUUAGUGUUAUUCGA
Messenger RNA from Macadamia integrifolia, 1181 nucleotides. Its product is annotated as bidirectional sugar transporter SWEET3b-like. The coding region runs from base 206 to 1093 and encodes 295 amino acids. Gene Ontology annotation, cellular component: membrane. Gene Ontology annotation, biological process: carbohydrate transport. Gene Ontology annotation, molecular function: sugar transmembrane transporter activity. The transcript has 6 exons. The record is from RefSeq and is a predicted model, not a curated record. Lineage: Eukaryota; Viridiplantae; Streptophyta; Magnoliopsida; Proteales; Proteaceae.